GAUUUAUCUAGACAUGAACAACAACAAAGUUGGCGAUUCCUUACAAUCCGGUAGUUUUUUGGGAUUACUAGUGUUACAAACGCUUUUGCUCAAUAACAAUGGCAUUACAAAACCUCCAGCUGAAAGUAUAGCAGGCCUAUCGACCCUGCAAUAUCUACGUUUACAGGAAAACAAUAUUACUGAACUGCAGAAAAGUGCUUUUGGUAGACUUCCAGUCCUGUUCGAAUUAAAUUUGUAUAAAAAUGGCAUAAAGGAUAUAAACAAACAUGCCUUUGAAGGUCUUCUGCAACUUCUUACUCUAAAUUUAUCCCAUAAUUCAAUCAUAAAUAUUCCAAAUGAUGCAUUUGUAGGUCUUCCAUCGUUGCGAAGAUUAGAUUUAUCUCACAAUUACCUUACGAAACUGGACAAUAAAACAAAUGGAGUUCUGGAUGAUCUUCUCAGCUUAGAAUAUUUGAACCUAAGCAACAAUAAAAUUAGCUUUGUAACAAAGAAGACGUUUCCGUCAAAUAUUUACAUUCCAUAUAAUUUGAAAUAUUUGGACUUAAGUUACAAUCAAAUGCCUGUUUUAACUUAUGACAUUACAUUUGGUACGAAGAAAUUAUUGGAGUUUAAUAUUUCACAUAAUCAUAUCAAUGAACUACGAAAAGGCGUUUUAGCUAACUUUACUGAGUUGCAAUCCAUUGAUCUUUCUUACAAUAAGUUAACUAACCUUAUGUCGGAACCAAACAUUUUUAAUAUUCCAAAAAAUUUAUCAAAAAUAUACUUACAAAAUAAUGAGAUAUACCGAUUGCCAUUCGAAAAGUUUAUAAAAGAACCAAGGAUGGAGGAAAUUAAUUUAAAAAGUAAUCAGUUAACGGAGUUUCCUUCAACUUUAGUUAGAUUGUUAAAAAAUAAUACACGCGUAUUAUUCGAUGACAAUCCGCUUGAGUGUACCUGUGCAGCAAGGCCACUACUUCACUUCUAUUUACAAAAUACUUCAUGGAGUGAAGAUCUGAGCAAUAUAUUUUGCGAAUCACCGGUCUCUCUAAAAACCCAACAAUUAAUAAGUAUUGCUGAUAAACACUUAAUUUGUUCUCCGAAAAUAAGAGAAACGUAUAACGGCACUGAUUACGAUGAACUUAUGGAUGUAAACUUCCGCGAUAUUGAAAUCGACAAUAAUGGAAUUUUAACAGUAAAAUGGUUUGUUACCUCACCUGGAGAUAUUGCAGAUUUUUUGCUUUAUUUGCGUGAUGACCAAAAUGUGAUUUUAUACGAAGACAAUUUGGAAUACAACAAACGUAUCGCAAAGGUUCCGUUAAGCUUAGCUCUCAUACAGAAUUCAAAUACAAAUGUCGAUAUAUGUAUUGUAUCAAAAGACAGCAAUAACAAAGUAGGUCGUUGGUUUAAUGGACAAUGUCAAAGUGUAUCAGAGCUGUUGGGAGUGCGUAAGCUUACAUAUAAAGUAGUGCCUUCCUGUAGUGCAAAACAAAAAUUAAAUUUAAUAUGUUAUUUUCUUAGUUUGUUUUUUUUAUUUAUAUUGUUAUAAAUGAUUUUUUGUAACUAUUAUAAGCAAAUAAAAAGUGUAAAUAAAGACAUGUUAU
Molecule: messenger RNA, 1580 nt
Organism: Teleopsis dalmanni
Lineage: Eukaryota; Metazoa; Arthropoda; Insecta; Diptera; Diopsidae
Product: chondroadherin-like protein
Exons: 6
Coding region: 14-1525 (503 amino acids)
Molecular function (GO): protein binding
Source: RefSeq, a predicted model, not a curated record